Molecule: messenger RNA, 7836 nt
Organism: Cladocopium goreaui
Lineage: Eukaryota; Dinophyceae; Suessiales; Symbiodiniaceae
Source: the annotation of a GenBank genome assembly
AUGGCCUUGCUCAAGGAUGGGAACUGGAGGUGGUGGUCAAAGGAUUUGUUAUCCAAUUAUCCAGUACUUUGCAACUACCUAGUUCGGAAUCCACUGCAGAACAUUCAACUUAGCGGUCGUUUGGGGGUUCAAUUGCAGGACUUCUACUUGGGAAAGGUCCGGGAUGAGAACUACAUGAAAACUCGUUGGCGGGAGUUGGCCAAAAGAAAAUGUUUACCUGAGAAGAAACUUGAGCAGCGUUUGAAGAGUCAGCAGGCACCAUGUGAUUUCUUUUUCAUCAACUUGGACACCUCGUUCAACAAGGAAGAUGACAGCAAAGCGGUCACUGUGGAAAUGGUGGUUGAGGAUGACCACAACUACGAGUUUUUCUUGGAGUGGCUACCCCUCUUUGCAGCGGAUUUACCGUGGCAUUCAGAGAUGAAGGCUAUACAAUAUCGGGCCACACUCAUGGAGAUUCACUCGGCGGAGACACCUCUGUGCCGGCCCAAGAUGAAGUCGGAUUUGGAGGCCAGGGCAUCAAAAGCUGGAGGAUCUGAAGUUCAUUGUCCGCGAAUUGCGUGGCCAUCUGUGGAACAAAGGUCAAAAGUGCACAGAGCCAAGAUGGGCUUGCAGGGUUUUCUGUUAGCAAAGGAGCUAGAAGAAGCAGAACAGUCUCAAAAACACAGUGGUGAGCCCAGCGCACAUGAGCAGUCAAAACAAGACCCUGAAGAAACAUACACCAAAGCACCGGAGCCCAGUGCAAAUAGGGAAGUACAGCCAGAGGAAAAGCGUCAAGAAAACACCAAAGCACUGGAACCCUGUGUAGAUGAGAAACCGCAGCCAGCAGAGCUUGAAGCACAACAUGACAAGCCUGGAGAAGCACAUGGUGAAAACCCCGCAACACCAAAACAUAGUAAAGACAUCGUUGAGAUUCAGGAUGAUAGCCAACAGCAUGAGGUGUUUCAAGACAGCCAAACCCCACCUGAGUGGAAAGAGGAUGCGGCAUUCGCCAAGUCAAUGGAUGAAAUAAAAGAGAUUGCAGAUCCCAAACCAGAUUCCAGCGCCACAGCAGAAGAUGCCCAGCCCGUGACUCCUUGCAAACACUUGUUGAGUGAACUUGAAAGGGAGGAGGAGAGAGAGGAUUUGAAGUCAGAUGAGGAAGACUUGGCAAAGCGCCAAGCUUUCAAGGACCGGGAGCCCCUCUUCGAUUUGGAGAACCUUCCAGAUCUUACAGAACAACAUUUCGAGGAGAUUCCCGAGUUGAAAGGCCGGGGAAAGAAGGUCGAAGAAGAAGGCAUUGAGGAAAAAGAACCAGGAAAGUGUACUGACGAAGCUGCUACUUCUGUGGCGGAAGCUGGCUUGCAGAAACUGCGCGCGUCAUGGCUCGAGGAGGAUAUCUCCUCGGACUCCGAUGAAGAGGCCCCUCGCCCGAAGAGCAAGGCCAAGCAAAGGAAGAGUGCAAGCAAAAGUGCCAAGGCUGGAGAGGCACGUCCGAAGCGCAGAAGGGCUCAGCGUGCAGAUCCAAAGGUCCCAAGCGAAAGCGUGGGAAGACCCCGGAUGGAGAGGACUUGGGUUGUCAGCGCUCCUGAGAUCAUUCGCAAGAAGCUGAAGAAGGAGGACUCUCUGUGCAAAUUGGGGGUGAUCUUGCGUGGCCAAGUUUAUGUCUAUCGGGCUGAUGCUUCCCGUGUGGACGCUGUGAACGCCGAUGAGGCCGAUGAGGCCGAUGGAGCCGAUGGAGCCGAUGAGGCCGAUGAGGCCGAUGAGGCCGAUGAGGCCGAUGAGGCCGAUGACGCCGACGAGGCCGAUGAGGCCGAUGAGGCCGAUGAGGCCGAUGAGACCGAUGAGGCCGAUGGAGCCGCUGGAGCCGAUGAGGCUGCUGGAGCCGAUGAGGCCGAUGAGGCCGAUGGAGCCGAUGAGGCCGAUGAGGCCGAUGAGGCCGAUGAGGCCGAUGGAGCCGAUGAGGCCGAUGAGGCCGAUGGAGCCGAUGAGGCCGAUGAGGCCGAUGGAGCCGAUGAGGCCGAUGGAGCCGAUGAGGCCGAUGAGGCCGAUGAGGCCGAUGGAGCCGCUGGAGCCGAUGGAGCCGAUGAGGCCGAUGAGGCCGAUGAGGCCGAUGAGGCCGAUGAGGCCGCUGAGGUCGCUGAGGCCGAUGAGGCCGAUGGAGCCGAUGAGGCCGAUGAGGCCGAUGAGGCCGAUGAGGCCGAUGGAGCCGAUGAGGCCGAUGAGGCCGAUGAGGCCGAUGAGGCCGAUGAGGCCGAUGAGGCCGAUGAGGCCGAUGAGGCCGAUGGAGCCGAUGAGGCCGAUGAGGCCGAGGCCGAUGAGGCCGAUGAGGCCGAUGGAGCCGAUGAGGCCGAUGAGGCCGAUGGAGCCGAUGAGGCCGAUGAGGCCGAUGAUGCGGCCGACGAUGAGGCCGAUGAGGCCGAUGAGGCCGAUGGAGCCGAUGAGGCCGAUGAGGCCGAUGGAGCCGAUGAGGCCGAUGAGGCCGAUGAGGCCGAUGAGGGCGAUGCAGCCGAUGAGGCCGAUGAGGCCGAUGAGGCCGAUGAGGCCGAUGAGGCCGAUGGAGCCGAUGAGGCCGAUGAGGCCGAUGAGGCCGAUGAGGCCGAUGGAGCCGAUGAGGCCGAUGGAGCCGAUGAGGCCGAUGAGGCCGAUGAGGCCGAUGAGGCCGAUGAGGCCGAUGAAGCCGAUGAGGCCGAUGAGGCCGAUGGAGCCGCUGGAGCCGAUGAGGCCGAUGAAGCCGAUGGAGCCGAUGAGGCCGCUGGAGCCGAUGAGGCCGAUGAGGCUGAUGAGGCCAGUGCGGCCGAUGGGGCGGAUGAGGCCGCUGGAGCUGAUGAGGCCGAUGAGGCUGAUGAGGUGGCCACUGCGACGCCUCUUCUUCUCAAGGCCUCACCGAAGCGCUGUCCCAACUUGUUGCAGAGCACAUGGCGCAAGCAGAUGAAGGCAUUCCCGGAGAGGAAAGCGUGCGUGCACUUCCGCAAAAAAAUGGAAAAUUGGAUGAUGAAGCAUGGACAAGCGCGAGCACUCCUCGACAUCAAUCCGCCCGAAAUGCCCGACUUCCAGCAAGCACCUCCCAGUCAAUGUCAUUUCCAUGCUGCAUCGGUUCCGGCAGCAGUCUCACAGCAUGGUCCUGAUGAGCCAUCUAUUCUUCGGCAUUGGUUGUUGGACACAAGCCCGGACGAUGGCAAGUCGGAGCUACUCCACUGCAAACUCUUCGCCUUGGUUGCUGGGGAUCUCUACCGCAGUCAUGGGGGCCAACUCUUCGAAUACAACAAUGGCGCAUGGGCGCCGGCCUCUCGUGGCCUGACAUCUGUGAACCUUGAAUUCGUCCUCCAGGCCCUUCGUAGAGCUCAGGCGUAUUAUUCCAUAAUGGCCCAGAUGAAGCCGAAGAGAUGUUAUGAUGACAUUGUCUUCGAGAUCAAAGCCAUCCAGCAAGUGGGUAUGGAGGAGGUUCUCUUGCAAUGGCAACUUCAGGAUAUCAUUCAGAGGAAACCUGAAGUCAGAGCACGUGAGUGGCUCUGUGGCCUGUCUGAGCUUUGUCGGACCAUCGUGAAAUGCUUCCAACGUUGGGGCGAUGAAGAAAUACGGGUCAAACAGCAACCAGGGCUCUGCUUCCAGGAUGCAUUCAUCUCGACUGUGGAUGGCAACCCGAAACAAAUGCAGAAAGAUGCCCGUCAUGGUUGUUACAUAGCCAUCCCUACUCCCAUCGCCUUUGUGCCCAGCAUGGCCACCAGACAGCGAUACGCCAGCAUCCUCUUGUCUUCUUUUGCAGGCUCAGAUGGAUUGCAAGUGCUGCUCAACCAAUGUGCUCUGGUUGUGGCCCGUGUCCGGCAGCCUGACAUCUUGCACAUUGUUGUUGGAUGUGGACAUGACGGCAAAACUUUGAUUUUUGUCGAUCACUUGCAAGCUGUCUUUGGCAGUGCCUUCAGUUGCGCUCCGUGCGGCAUGCUGCAAUCGGAGCGAGAAUUCCAAGUCCAAGGUGGCUGGCUACCUCUCCGCAGAAACCACGAAGCAGAGACUAGAUACGGGCAUUGGGCAUGCACUGGCAAAGUCUGGGCAAUGAAUUCCGGUGACAUCCCUCGUGUUCCAACGGCGGAAGAGGUUUCCCAUCAAAGGCGGUUCCGCUGCACCUACAUGCGGUCCACAUUCACAGCCUUGGAGGAGGAAGUUGACAUCCCCAACAAAGUCUUCCAUGCCGACCCAGGGGCCAAGUCCUUUAUGUCUUCUGGCGAAGCAGUGUGGUGCUUCUUCCAAGAUUUCCUUUUCCCUCAUCUUCGGGCAAACGGUGUGCAAACAUGCAGUGACAACCUGGAGUACAUGAGGAAAGGCACGAGCAUGCACAAAGAUACCCACUGGUUGCUGAGGAAGAUGAACCGCACCACUGACUGCAUCCAUCCAGACACAGCCCAAGGCCUUGAAGCCCAGAAUGAAAGACCUGGUGAAGCUCCUGCGGCGACUUUGCCUGAGCGCAUUGUCCGGGAGACUCACGCCUCCAUCCACGCCCAAUUCUUCUCCGCAGCAGACAUCAACCGGAUUGUUGUGCCUUCCAAUCCGGGCUCUGCUCCUCCAAGACGGCCUGGGAAGAAACUACGGGUGGAAUAUUUGAAGGAUUCUUUGCAGCAGUUUCCUCACUUGAUCCGCUUGGUCGACGGUCUCCAACGUGCAGGAGACGCUUGGGAAGUUUCCUGCCGGAUGGAUGUUGCUGGCUUGAAAGAGUUUGCGGAGAUGGUCCCUGGUGAUAAAGGAGAACACGCACGCCUACUUGCAGAGCUUUGUGAAAGAGAAGGCACAAUCGAGGGUGACGUGACCAUCCUUUCCACAUUGGGGCACCAGAAGAAAGUCGCUGGCGCAUCCUUGGGGCGUGUUUUCUUCCCCUGGAUCAGCUUUCCAAAUUUGUCUCGUUCCGCCCGAGACUUUGGAAGCCCGCCUGGAACCAAGGAGUUUGAUAUGCCCAAUGCAGUGGUUCACUUUGCAUUGGUCUGGGCAAAGGAAUAUGGGCUCGACCUGCCUUGCUUCCAACGCUACCAUGCAAACAAAGGGACAUGGCGGAAGAUCGUCAUGCAGUGGUUUGCCCUUGCCGAGCAGGAUGCAAAGAAGGCCCUGUUGCAGGCUUGCUUUGGUUUUGCUUUCCCAUCGCGUGCGAGUGGCAAACCUGUGAUUUGCCCAUUGCUUGAAGGCUUAGCAGCAGAUGCCAUGAGGCUGAGGGCCACCAUGUGCGAAAGGCACCCUAGCUUGCUGGCAGCCAUGCGGGCAGCUGGCCGACCGAGACCAGAGACUUCCACCAUGGCUUUCCUGCUCUUUGACAAGGAAAACCAGACCAUGCAAGCAUUCUGCAAAUUACUGCCAAAGUAUGGGUUUGCUUUGGUUGCACCUGUCUUUGAUGCAGUGCUGGCCGUGCCACAGAGCAGAACAGAGGAAGAUGGCACUGAGAGGGCGCCAAAUCAAGAUGCUUUGCUCAAUGAUUCUCGCGACAGCACAGGAAUCACGAUGCAGGUCAAAACAUUGAGCCGCACCAGGCCACAGGCGACUGUGCCGAACAUAUUGCGCGAACUCUUGUCCAACAACAUGGCCAUCCGUAUGGACCCGGUCCAGCGCCUACCUGGGCGCUUCUCAUGCAUUGGCACUGCUCUCCUGAACCUGUUUCCAGACGAAGCCAAUGGUAUCAAAGAAGCAACCUCCAAUUUGAGCAGCCCGAUCUCCUACCACCACACCAUGGAGAUUUGCCCCAAUGUUCUCAUUGAACCAACUUCGUUCGAUCAAGCCACUCAAAGCGGUGACGGGACAUGUUUCCUGGUCCAUGCGUCAAACACUUGGGAUGCUGACGUUGGUCAUGCAUAUGGUGUGAAAAUGGUGGAGGCUACCGCCCAGAUCUACACCUCGACAGAGGAGGAGUACAUCCAAACCAACAUGCAAUUGCUCUGGCAGAAGCUAGCAAAGACACCAGGCACGUACAUCUUCAAAAUCUCCAUUAUCAGUCAGAAUGGGGAACCACAGGCCAAGCGUCGCAAAAAAGAUGCGGCGUCGACGACUUCAGUUGAACUUCUUUUGAAAGCCGGUGUGGUGGAGGCUGAGGAGACUUUGCGCCCGGUCAUGCCACAAGUUCGAGAGCGCAUGUCUAAGGAGGUUUCCCAGGAACUUGCCCGUCCCAAGCUUAGUUACCACAGUUGCAAGGUCAACAGCGUCCAUGUUUGCAGCGCGAAGCUGGUCGAUCGAAUCCAGAAGCAGCGUAUGCUUGUACCAUGUGCCUUACGACCUCUGAUACCUGGCUGCCAUGCAGAAGAUAACCUACUUUCCUUGGCAGCAACCUGCAUUCGAUCUUGGGCAAAACUGGAUGCAGACUCGCUCCGCUACCUCUCCACCCAAAAUUUUGUGGACAUGGCGUUGAUUCUCACUGGCACUGGCCCACAAUAUGUUCUCAAGCAACAAACAGCACAAGCUCUGCAGAUCAACAAGAUGCUCUACAUUAGCAAUGAUUUCGCAGAUUUGGUGUUGGCCAAGGCAAUCAAACACCGAGGCAAAGUCCACACGAUGUUCAACGACAUCACAAGUGAUUGGGUCUCUCGAGGAAGCUCUUGCGCACUGCUUGGUUGCCGCAGAGGAGAUACCCGCCAGGCAGUCUUUCAAGAAGUCGUGGCCUUGAAGCCAGUGCGUGACUUGCAUGCAGGCUUGGUUGAAGCUGCCACUGAGCGCCAAGAAUGGCUUGUUUGCAGUCAUGAUGCAACAUAUCAAGUAUUGUUCAGCGCCAUUGGACAAGUGCCAAUGCAACAGAAACAAGGUGAAUUCCAUGCCCUUCACACGUUUCUUGGCCGGUCGGGCGCUGUGCCUGGCUUCAGCCUUCAGCGCACGGAGGGUCCUGCUCAGUUUCGGGCGGCCAUUGCUGAAGUCCUGCCUCAAGCUGCUCGGGACACGGUCAAGUACAUCUUCUCUGAUAGCCCUACCUCUGUAGAAGGCGCGGCCGAAGUCUUGCCAAACUUGGAAGCUGUCGCAGAAGAUGCUUUGCAUUUGGUGCUGCGCAAGCGCACUGCCUUGUCCUCAUGCUUGCUCAAGAUCCAAACCCGCUUCCGCCUGCCAUACGCAGCUCCGUCCUUUCGUGGCCAUGCUGUGGAAGACCCUCCUGAUGCCGGCAACUGGUCGGACAAUCUGAUGGACAAAGAAGCUACCGAAACAGAUUGGGAUAAAAAAGCAGCCACACCAUACUGCAACCACCAGGAGUAUAUCAAUGACAUCCAAGCCCUUUGCACUGCGUUUCCAGACAACAUGGGCCACAAGGACAAGAAAGGGCGCACAAUCCGCCAGAUCUUGAAGGCCGGGGCUUCCUACACUCAUUUUCGCUACUUGUGGAACGGAUCGCACAUCAUCUCUGCACUCCACGACGUGCUGCCACCUGCGGAGCUCCAACUCCUGAGUUUUGGCACGUGCAGCAAUGAAGCCUUGCACUUUCAAUUGAAAGCUUGCCAAGAGCAAAUCAUCCAGCAGCACAUCCAAACCUUCCCACCACAACUUGCAGCUUUCAGCUUGGCCAAGAUGUUGGCCCACCAUUCGGCCGCAUACUUCCACACCUUGGCACAAAGAAAGGAGUCUGAGAUUCUCAGUUUAAUGCAAGGCUGCUUGAAAAAGGGUUUUCUGCCAGCUCUUGAGGAAGGGCAGGUACAACCCAUUAUCAGCAGGCAAGACUUGCGCAAGCCAGUGCGCAGGGUGGAUCCUGGGAAGUUGGCCGCAAGAAAAGAAACGGCUGCACAAAAGGCCGUACAAUGGAAGAAGGAGAACCGCAACCGACAGCUGAAGAACGGCUGCACAAAAGGCCGUACAAUGGAAGAAGGAGAACCGCAACCGACAGCUGAAGAACAAGGAGAAAGUUCAACAUAA